Schistocerca nitens (vagrant locust) is the source of this 669-nucleotide messenger RNA. RefSeq lists its product as uncharacterized. The transcript has a single exon. The record is from RefSeq and is a predicted model, not a curated record. NCBI's taxonomy places the organism in Eukaryota, Metazoa, Arthropoda, Insecta, Orthoptera, Acrididae. Bases 1 to 669 code for a protein of 222 amino acids.
AUGCCACCCCCACAGUCGAGACGCCACCCCCACAGUCGAGACGCCGCCCCAACGGUCGACGCCGCCCCCACAGUCGAGACGCCGCCCCCACAGUCGAGACGCCGCCCCCACAGUCGAGACGCCGCCCCCACUGUCGAUACACUGCCCCCACAGUCGAUACACUGUCCCCACACACGAUACACUGCCCCCACAUUCGAUACACCGCCCCCACAUUCGAUACGCCGCCCCCACAUUCGAUACGCCGCCCCCACAUUCGAUACGCCGCCCCCACAGUCGAUUCGCCCCCCACAGUCAAGACGCCGCCCCCACAGUCAAGACGCCGCCCCCACAGUCAAGACGCCGCCCCCACAGUCAAGACGCUGCCCCCCACAGUCAAGACGCCGCAGCCACAGUCAAGACGCCGCAGCCACAGUCAAGACGCCGCAGCCACAGUCAAGACGCCGCAGCCACAGUCAAGACGCCGCCUCCACAGUCAAGAUGCCGCCUCCACAGUCAAGACGCCGUCCCCACAGUCAAGAUGCCGCCCGAACAGUCAAGACGCCGCCCGAACAGUCAAGACGCCGCCCGAAUAGUCAAGACGCCGCCCCCACAAUCAAGACGCCGCCCCAAGACGCCGCCCCCACAGCCAAGACGCCGCCCCCACAGUCAAGACCCUGUCCCCCACAGUGA